GGAUACCAGCGAGACCAUCUCGGCUUCUGCUGUCGGAUGGUGAUGUCGCCUUGGCAGCUGCAGCGAACAAGGGGACUGCCGAAUUGGGAAUCGUGGCAUUUGGUGCGAGCGAAUUGGCACACGAGGCUCGGGUGUUCGGGGAAUGGGAGCACGCGUGGAGGUAAGCUUUGAUUGCGGUGCUUAUCUUCUCGAACAGAUAAUCGUGUCGGUGUUACGGCUGGGAACUGGGCAUAACUGCGAUGCAGCACCAUCUGCUGAGCACCCACUGCUCGGUCUGCUGCGGCUGGAUGCAAGAUCGUUACACAGCAUCUCUGUGCUGCGUCAGAAUUUUCUCCGCGACGGGUAGAAAUCAUGAUCUUUGAUUCAUCCCAAGUUCUGCGGCCGUUCCCGAAGAAUCUUAUGCUCCCAGAGCGUAGGCUCUCACUCGGGGAUUCUCUGCACCAGUCAUGCUAUCUAUUUCCAUGCUGCGACCCUGAGACAAGUGGAAACUUGUGCGCUCAUCUCAUUUCGCGUUGCGAUCCGACAUGAGCAAUAUCAGCCGACCGGUGUUAUUAAUGGGAAUACUCACCGCUCCCGACAUCUGGGCGUCAGCUAUCACACCGAUGUGAGUAUUCUCCGAGGCAAUCGAUUAUAUGAUGCAUCGUAGAUAAUCUGCUGCACAAGACCUGCUGCGGUCAUCAUCAGUGCUGUUGAGCUCAUUCUGGAAUUUCAUGCACCUCGAGGAUCGCGGGCCUCAUCCGAUGUGCUGCAGUCGAGUGGAUCCAAUCCAAACUGGCAGAUUUAUACAUGCCGCUGGCGGCUGUCCUGGUUCCGCGUCUUCCGAGUUCUACAAGUCGCAUUCUUUUUUCCCUGGGUGGAGUCUAAGACCAGAAACGUCCGAUCCGUCAUAUUCAUAGCUCCCCCAUCAUUAGCUCGACUUAAUAUAAGGAACAGUGCUAUACAUGAGAUCAUGGUUAUGGGAUCUAUGAA
Molecule: messenger RNA, 969 nt
Organism: Mycena citricolor
Lineage: Eukaryota; Fungi; Basidiomycota; Agaricomycetes; Agaricales; Mycenaceae
Source: the annotation of a GenBank genome assembly